UCCCCUGUUCCAGCCCCUCCCCUUGCCCUCCAAAUCGCCCGUCUCCCCUAUCCCGCCCCCACGGCGUGCUCCGGGAGGCAGCACCGGCUCAGCUCCAGUCUGUGCAAGCGGAUAACGGAACCGCAUCGUGCUUUCUGUGCCCGGUGUCCGUGCAGCAAGGAGAUCACAGCAAGAUGAUGAUGGCCUUCACGCUGACCGUCUCCUCUCUGCUUCUCGCUUGCGAAAGUGCCCUGCCUCAAAAUGCAGAAGAGCGGCUAGCUAAUUAUCUUUUACAUCCGGAUCGCUACAAUAGACUCAUCAGACCUGCAAAAAACAGCAGUGAGAUUGUCACCAUUGCAAUAAAAGUGUCCUUGUCACAGCUAAUAAGUGUGAAUGAGAGGGAACAGAUAAUGACAACAAAUGCUUGGCUCACGCAGGAGUGGAAUGACUAUAGGCUAAGAUGGAAUCCCGGAAACUACGAAGGGAUCGAUAAACUCAGAAUAUCUUCUCGGCAUCUUUGGCUCCCCGAUAUAGUGUUAUAUAACAAUGCUGAUGGAACCUAUGAAGUGUCCCUUUAUACUAAUGCAAUUGUAUACAGCAACGGAGACGUGUUCUGGCUGCCUCCUGCCAUCUACAAGAGCGCCUGCAGAAUUGAAGUGAAGCACUUUCCUUUUGACCAGCAGAACUGCACCCUGAAAUUCCGAUCAUGGACGUACGAUCGCACUGAAAUUGAUUUAGUCCUAAGCAGCGAUGUUGCAAGCAGAGAUGACUUCAAACCCAGUGGGGAAUGGGAUAUUGUCUCUCUUCCAGGGAGAAGGAAUGAGAUACCAACUGACCCAACAUAUGUUGAUAUUACAUAUGAUUUUAUCAUCAAGAGAAAGCCAUUAUUUUAUACCAUUAAUCUGAUCAUCCCCUGUGUGCUGAUAACUUCUCUUGCGAUUCUGGUGUUUUACUUGCCCUCCGAUUGUGGUGAGAAAAUUACGCUCUGCAUUUCUGUCCUGCUGGCGUUAACUGUCUUCUUACUGCUCAUCUCCAAGAUUGUUCCUCCAACCUCACUGGAUGUGCCCCUGUUAGGGAAAUACCUGAUGUUUACCAUGGUGCUGGUUACCUUCUCAAUAGUUACCAGUGUCUGUGUAUUAAAUGUGCACCAUCGGUCACCCAGUACCCACACCAUGCCCGAGUGGGUGAAGCAAAUGUUUCUCAAAAAGCUACCCACCCUCUUAUUCAUGAAGCGCCCAGAGAGUCGAAGCCUGAAGGACAGAAUCAGUAGAGAGCAGACAUCAGCUUGUCCAAAUGGCAAGGAGGAUCAGACUGAUGUUCAAACAUGUUACAUCAACAAAGAGCCAGCAAAGGAAUAUGGCUGGCAUUUAGGAGAUCUGCCAGACCAUCAAGAUCUAAGGAAGAAGGGGUCAUCAAAGGUCAAUUCCAGCAUUCAAGAAGCAGUUGAUGGUGUUAGAUUCAUAGCAGAACAUAUGAAGAGUGAAGAUGAUGAUCAGAGUAUCAUUGAAGACUGGAAGUAUGUUGCUAUGGUAAUCGAUCGUCUGUUUUUGUGGAUAUUUGUGCUUGUGUGUGUAAUUGGCACAUUGGGACUCUAUCUUCAACCUUUAUUUCAAAAUCACAUUCCACCAGAUGUAUUUUCUGAUGCAGAAUAAUUGUUCUUCCUUCUAUGAUUUUCCAAACUCAAAAGGUAAUGAAAAUGAGAGUCAUCCAAGCACAUGUAUUUUACAGAUACUCAGUGAAAGUGAACUGCAACUUUGGAGUUCGUAUGGUGUCAGUGAUCAUUCAAUUUAAACAUGGCUGUAUGCUCAUCUGAAAUGUUAACUCAGCAGGUAUUGUUGCCCUCUCUAGGUUAUCCUAUUUUUCUCAAUAGAGUUAGGGCAAAACUAAUUUGCCACAAAUCCAAUGGCAGCAAGUUCGACUUAUUUUUGUUUAAAAUGGAAUAUUAUUGGAGUGCAGCACUUAGUGGUUUGAGUGCCUACUAUUACCUGAUUAGUAUUAUGCUUGAUUCAAAUAUUACCACAUUAGCGGGGAUAGAUAUAACAGAAAGCAAAUAGAAAAUGAGGAUGGCAAAUUAUGUUCCAGCAAUCAUCGUUCUUCUCUAACUUGCGCUAUGAAUUCUAUACCAAAAAAUUUCAUCUCUAAUGAUGAGUAAUUGAACUUUGAUUAGGAUAUUGUCUUCCUGCAAACCUAAUUGGCAAAUCUUUGGGUGAAAGCCAUGUAGGUUGAAUAUGUGGAUGUCCCUUUGAUCAAGGUGUGUGCAGUUCAUGCUGUGUUGCUUUGUAACUUUAUUUGUGCCAUUGCAUUGUUUGUUAGUUAGCAUUUUGUAGAACCACUAGGGUUUUUAAAUGAAUUGGAAUUCAGCUUCCCAAUGAAAUCACAUUAGAAGGCUGUUCGAUUCAAAUGUGCUUACAAUGCCAUGCUCAUGUAACCAUGAGUGCAACAGAUAAUUGCUAGAAACUUUUAAAUAUAUAUAUAGAAUACAUUGUGACUCACUGAGACAUUGGAC
Molecule: messenger RNA, 2485 nt
Organism: Rhincodon typus (whale shark)
Lineage: Eukaryota; Metazoa; Chordata; Chondrichthyes; Orectolobiformes; Rhincodontidae
Gene: chrnb5a
Product: cholinergic receptor, nicotinic, beta 5a
Exons: 6
Coding region: 174-1631 (485 amino acids)
Biological process (GO): regulation of membrane potential; nervous system process; signal transduction
Cellular component (GO): synapse; postsynaptic membrane; neuron projection
Molecular function (GO): acetylcholine-gated monoatomic cation-selective channel activity; transmembrane signaling receptor activity
Source: RefSeq, a predicted model, not a curated record